UUGGUUGUUUUAUCACGGUUUUUUCAUUUGCUUUCGUGUGAUAUUAUACAUGCAAAAGUUUUUGAGUAAAAAUCUUUCAUUUGUCCUGAAAAUUAUGUUAUAAAUAAUUGUGGUAUUUAAUCUGUAACAUUGAUUUGGUACGAAACCAGAUUCAUUUCGGUUUAGUGCAAUUAGAAUGGGAACCGACUCACUCCCAUUGUAUACAAAAUCGACCAAGACAACGACAUCGGAUGCGAUUAUUCACGACGAUAAUCGGUCAAAAUUAAAAUUUCCGAGUAGCUCGUCGGCUAAAGGAAUGACCAUUUUAUGUUUCGAUUUAAGCAAUUGCAAUUCUCAAACUCAAUUCAUUUUUUGUUGUAUUGGUGUAUUUGUGCUAUAUAUUUUGUAUGGAUAUUUUCAAGAAUUGAUUUUCUCACUUGACGGAUUUAAACCAUAUGGAUGGUUUUUAACAUUAAUUCAAUUCGGAUACUAUACAAUUUUUGGUUAUUUUGAACGUCGAAUUCAAAAUCCGGAACAAUGUGGCAUUCGAAAAAUUCCAAUGAAAACAUAUGCAUUGCUAGCAUUUCUGACACUUGGUACGAUGGGGUUGUCAAAUAGUAGUUUGGGAUAUUUAAAUUACCCAACUCAGGUGAUAUUCAAGUGUUGUAAAUUGGUGCCCGUUCUCAUUGGAAGCAUUUUAAUUCAAAAGAAAAGCCACGGCCCAUUGGAUUUUCUGGCAGCAAUUGCAAUGUGUGUUGGUCUAGCUGUAUUUACAUUAGUGGAUUCAACAAUAUCGCCAAAUUUUGAUAUGGUCGGUGUGAUGAUGAUAUCAACGGCUUUGCUAUUCGACGCAAUCAUUGGAAAUGUGCAGGAGAAGGCGAUGCGAGAAUACAAGGCAAAUAAUGUUGAAGUUGUGCUAUAUUCGUAUGGAAUUGGAUUCGUUUAUUUGUUGAUUAUUUUACUAUUGAGCGGCAAUUUAUUUCCAAGCUUACGUUUUUGUGCCACUUAUCCAAUACAAACCUAUGGUUAUGCAUUUCUGUUCUCUUUAUCGGGAUAUUUGGGAAUUCAAUUUGUAUUGACAUUAGUGCGAACGUGUGGUGCAACUUUAGCUGCUACGGUUACCACAGCUCGAAAAGCCGUUACGAUCGCUUUAUCGUUUUUAUUCUUUAGCAAGCCGUUCAGCAUAGAAUAUAUUUGGGCUGGACUGCUGGUAGUAUUAGGCAUUUAUUUAAAUAUAUUUAGUAAGCGCAACAAAUGGAAUACACAGGAGUUAAUCGCUAAAAUUACUGACUAUGUACAUUUACCAAAGAAACUACGACAUCUAUACGAAGGUCAUCAAAAAGAUGCGAUGUUUGAAGUUUAAAAGCGAAAAACAAUGGAUUUUAUUCUUAGAAGAAUUGUAUAUAUACAAGCUAAUGCAUUAUUAUAGAAAGUAAAAUUUGUGAAUGGA
This is a messenger RNA of Contarinia nasturtii (swede midge), 1429 nucleotides long. RefSeq names its product adenosine 3'-phospho 5'-phosphosulfate transporter 2 (gene Papst2). The record is from RefSeq and is a predicted model, not a curated record. Bases 176 to 1342 code for a protein of 388 amino acids. Gene Ontology annotation, molecular function: 3'-phosphoadenosine 5'-phosphosulfate transmembrane transporter activity. Lineage: Eukaryota; Metazoa; Arthropoda; Insecta; Diptera; Cecidomyiidae. Gene Ontology annotation, biological process: transmembrane transport. The transcript is spliced from 5 exons. Gene Ontology annotation, cellular component: Golgi membrane; endoplasmic reticulum membrane.